Molecule: messenger RNA, 8787 nt
Organism: Zasmidium cellare ATCC 36951
Lineage: Eukaryota; Fungi; Ascomycota; Dothideomycetes; Mycosphaerellales; Mycosphaerellaceae
Exons: 2
Coding region: 1-8787 (2928 amino acids)
Source: RefSeq, a predicted model, not a curated record
AUGCCUAUGCCCACGGUGUCCUUCCUGCUGGGCGUUGUCGUCGUCGGCUACCUCUUCACCUUUGUAAUCUUCGCCAUCCUGCGCAUCGUCACCGGCGUCUCGAUUCAACGAGUAGGUUACACCGGUUUCAGGCGCAUAGCUUUCUCCCCGCGCCAUGGCAUCAAAGUCAACAUCCGCGGCGUUGGCCUGUCCAUCCACCGCCCCACCUUUGCGCUUCCGACCUGGUGCAGCUUGGUGAUAACAGAACUGGCUGUGACGGUGGAUUUGAAAGCUUUGGAUGAGAGUAGACGAGGACAGAAUGGCGGCCUUGAAAAAACGAACGGGAGUGUACAGGACGAGGGCCAGGCUCGCCCAAAAACACCAAACGAUCAGCAAGAUGCGAGUGGACAUGGGAAGUUAUGGCGGAAGUUGACGGAAGUCAAGGACAAGAUCAAAAGGCUUCAUAGGCAGAUCAGCUGGCUUCGGCUGAUCGACUUGAUAGCUACGGCCAUUACAAUCAACAUUGUAGGCGUGGGAUCUGUGAGGUUGGAGCGUCUGACUCUGUCAGUGGAUACAAGGCGGCAGACGGUGGAUCGCAGCAGGCUGUUCCAGCAUCACAAGCACAAGCCAGAGACGCAGUGCCCUGCUGAAUGGAAGUCGCUUGUGAGAAGUGUUCUCUUCACGCCAGAGGGCAGAGAAUCCACCGAGAUGCUGGAUUACUGUACGAUCAACAUCCAUGGAAUGCUGCACCGAGAACGAGAGGGACUUCGCGAUGCAUCGAUUGCGUGGAAACUGGGCCGGCUUAAUAUCCCAUUCGAUGACCUUGAAUAUGCUAAACAAUGCGCGGAUCUUCUUCGCGGGAAAUAUGCACAUCCCGCAGCGGACCACGUACCAGCCGAUGUCUCGUUCGCCGAUGUCGUGGACGAGCUCGAAAGGCCGGGGAGCGCUGAUGAGCGAAUCGUUCGCACAGUAUCCGAUUCACGAGCUUUCAUCGCUUCCAUUCUACGAGGGAUCCAGGAAGUCCAGUUCGCAGUAGGCUUCGUAGGGCUCUCUAGGAAGCUGGAUAUCAAGGGCUACGCAGGCAAGGAAGUCUACUUCAAUUUCGCCAUGAAAGAGCUUGGCUUGGACUUGUUACGUCUGGACCCCAAGAGUCCGGCACAUAGGAUGUACUUUUCGACAAAGGACGUUGCCCAUCAGGCGUUGCUGACUGGAAUCGCCAUCUCUGCAGGCAUCGACGAUGGGCACGAGCACCCUGAGCGUAUGCUCUAUGUGCCCAUGGUCACGGCCACGGUCAAGACAACGCUACCAUCACGAACGAUCCACUACGCAAAGGCUGAUGAUCCGGACGACCGAAACACGAAUAUCUUGUAUGCGAAUCUCGUAUGCACUUCUCCUUCCGUGGAUCUGGAUCCAAAACAUCUCCCACUGGUUCGGGAGAUGCUCAAGCACCGCUCUGGGAGCAGUCAACGCCGCAAGCCUUCUGCUCACCAUCAGUUGAUUUCACAAUUGCUGCCAAAGGCGCAUGUCAAAAUCUCUAUCCAAGAGCCUGUAGUUCGAAUAUCACUGCCACCUAUGGACAAGAACGCGGCCAGUGAUGACUUCGACUUGCUCAUCUCUUCAGUUUCCUCGGUUGCCCUGGAGUGUGAAUCAUCACACGCGACAGACGGCCAGAACCAUUACAGUUUGAACUCGUACUACCGCCAUUCCAGGCAUCGUCUCUACUACCAGACAGCUUCAGGAGACCGCCAUGACCUUCUUCAUAGCGAUUUCGUGGAAGUACAGGUCGAUGUUAACGCUCUACCAGAUAUCGCUGUGAUAGCCAACGGGCGCGCUCAAACCUUCACGGUCUUUCUAGUUCGACCUGACAUUUGCGAAGGCGUACGACAGAUAGUCAAACAGCUUCGCCGAAACGUGCUUGCGCGGCCUGACAGUACGAGCAAGAAGCAAGCAAGCUUUCUCAGAAAAAUGCCAGCAUGGCUACAUCAGUUGCGUCUAGACGGCUCUGACUUUGGGCUCGAACUAGCUGGCGUUGAUGACCAGGUCUCCAAAGACACCCGAGGGCUUGGAUUGCAGUUGCAGAGCUGGACAACCGAAUACAGAGCCCAACGUGAUGAGUCUCAGCCACCAGAUGUGUUUGGACGUCGCAGGUCCAUCACCAAGUCGCCUGCGAAGGAGAAGAAUGCAAAGGCUAGCGAGCAAGCCUCUCCGAAGAAGCGUUAUCACACCUUUGCGGACGGACGGAGACUCACAUUCCAUCUUCAAAACCUCGAAGGGCUUAUUGUGGACUCUAUCGAAGACUCUGAGCCGGAGUCAUUCAUGUCGUUACCGCGCUUCGAGAUCGCCUUCACUACGUCGACUGAUGCACACGGGCCCAUCUUCCACAUCAACGCCUUUGCAAGGAGCAUACUGCUCCAGUACUCACUCUACAAUCACUUCGCAAUCGGAGUAGCGGCCACGGUUAUUAGAAAGACGUUCUUGGAGCGUGAGAAAGAGGACUCACGGCCUACAUUGAACAGAGCCGCAAGCUUGGGCUUGUCGGCUUCUGACCCAACUCUGGAUGAGAUUGCAAGUCGAGAAAUCACAGCCAUCGACUUCAAGACGAACUUGUUGCAAAUAAAGGGCAAAAUGCCGGCGGACCCUCCUAUGAUGAUACACAUCUUCAGACUGGAAUGCGGUCGACAUCGGUGGUCCACUCCUUUCCUGCGCACUCACCUUGCAAGGAUGUAUGCGCGGGCGCCUGCUACCAAGUCAGCAUGGAGUCGAAUAGUAACAAUCAAAACCCUACGUCUCGACUUGCGGGACUUGAGACGAAAAGCUGGAAAACACAGCGUGCAUGAGAAGUCUAUCGACGCGGUUGCCGAAGCUAUCAGGAUCUCGGUGCCUCACUCAUUGGUGGUUCAUACCAUCUUUGACAACAUUACCAACAUCAUCAAGACGACCAAGCAGCUGCAGCAUCAUUUCUUGACCGGCACCAACGAAUACAUCCUCACCAAGGAGCCCGAAGGCCCGAAACAUGUACCUCGCAUCACCUUGCGCACUCAGAUUUUCGUGUUUGACAUCGAAGAUAGCCAUUUCGAGUGGAAGCUUGGCGCGAUUUACAGAGCUGGCCUGAUGGAGCAGAAGCAGAGACUUGCGCGAGAGGAAGCCUUCAAAUUAAAGGAGAAGAGACUGGCUCGUGACGCAAAGCGCGGCAGCUCGAGAUUGCGGGCCCAGUCCGCACAGCACGACCGGUCCAGAUCACGCACGAGGCAACCACAGAGCAACGGCCGACGAAGCCAUAGUGCACGAGGCCAUGAACGAUCAAGCCCUCAUACAAGUCAGAGGCGGGCUCAUCGCAACAUGCGAUAUGAUACUGAAGGGAAGUGCGGCCUUGGCGAGGGAUCUGCAAUAACCGUGGAGCAGGCAAGGGAGAAGCUGGAUCUUCUCAAUGCUCAGUCGUGGAAGAGCAGGAUUGACAGCACCAAGCAACUUCAAAGCCACGCCAUUCGUGAGAUCAGACGUCUGUUUGGUGUCCUCGACGAUGUGGAUGCGGAUAUCGAACAGAAUGAGCCAAUUCUGGCUUGGAGUCGACGACCUGGGCUUAUGGUCAUCGCUAUGAUGGACUUGAACAUCACCGUGGACAAGCCAUCUUUCCCCGUCGACGAGUAUCCCAACUUCCUGAACAACGUUGGCAAAGGCAUGCCCAAGGAUAUGAAAUAUGGCCUUCUUUUGCCGAUGAACCUGCAUAUCACAAUGGGCGAGGCUCGCUUUCAACUGCGAGACUAUCCUCUGCCGCUUCUGCACAUCCCUGCUUUGGGUAAUGGUCAAUCUCCAAGGCUGCCAGCUGUCUCUUUCCGAACAGACUUUGUGAUUGCUGAAGAGUUCAGAGAUGUCGAAUCACAACGCAGCGUUGAAGUGCAGGUCGUACCUCCCGAGAAGAUGGCAGACGGGUCAGGAAAAGGCUUUGCGAUCGAUGUGCGGCGUACCAUCUCGGCCGUCAAGACAUACUCGGACCUCAAGAUGGAGAUCAACACCAACAAUCCGACGAAGUUCACAUGGUCUACUUCAUACCAACCAGCAAUUCAAGACACCAUGCAGGUGCUGGAAAGCUUCACUAAGCCUCCAGUCGACCCUUCCGAUCGAGUUGGGUUCUGGGACAAGAUCCGCCUUGCCUUCCACUCGCGCGUCAACGUUGCCUGGAAGGGAGACGGGGAUGUACAUCUCAUUCUCAAAGGCUCCCGCGAUCCGUAUGUCGUGACUGGCACUGGAGCUGGUCUGGUCAUGGUCUGGCGAAACGACGUCAACUGGAACAUUGCCCAAGACAAGGACCCACGCAAGUUCAUGACAGUGGACAGCGGCGAGUACAUAUUGGCAGUGCCUGACUUCAAUAACUAUGCACGCAGGUCACAACAAACCGAUCAGCAUGAUGACGCCAGCACCACAACGGGCUCAAGCCACUCAGGACGAGAUGCUGUUUUCAAGAAGGUGGUCAUGAAGCUGUCAGGUAAGGUCACUUGGCUCGCUGGACUCAUGUUCGAGCGUGAUCUACCGAAUGGCAAGCGAACUUUCGACUUCAAACCGCAUUACGACGUCGUGCUCAAACAUCCAGACUUUGCAAAGGGCCCUGAAGGACAGCCGUACGAUGCAUACCGUGGCUUUAGAAGUCAUCACAUUCACAUGUCGAUUGCAAUCUCCGCGCCGCACGAUCGAGACUGGUCGGUGUCGAACUUGAAGCCGUCGAACAACUACAACUCGGUACACCUUACGCCACGUUUCUUCUCGCACUUCUUCAACUGGUGGUCCAUGUUCUCUGGAGUGAUGUCCUUGCCUAUUCGCCAGGGGCCACUCUGGGGCGUCACAGAGAAGAAGAGCAAGAAGUUCGGUCGACACAUGGCUACGAUCAAGUACAACCUACUUCUGUCGCCAUUAUACAUCAGCCACGUCUACAAGCACAAGGAUGCGGAAGACUACGCUGCUCACGCUGUGACUGCCACUGGUCUCAAGAUGCGACUUGACAGCUUCAUGAUGGACCUUCACCAACGCAGAGAGCACUUCGACUUGAAGGCACGAGAGGGUGCCCGAUCGAAGCAAACCAGCGGGAUGCGAAUCAAUCAGGCUCAGGUCGACUUUAUCUCCGCCGAUCUGCGUGCCUUGUCGGCGAGCAUCGAGGGAACGAGCGCCGAAGACAUCGAGAAAGCGAAUGAUGAUACCAUUGCCUCGCUUCAAGGCCCGACGCCCUUGGUCGAUAUGUCCAAGUUCGACAUACCGGACAACGACUUCAGCUGGAUUGAUAUGGAUGACUUCGUCGAGCUCGACUGGACUCUACCUGCAGAGGCAGACCCAGAGACGAAAAUUCUGCCGCUAGGCUUCGCGCCCAGAUUCACAUACUUCCGCCAGACCGAUCAUAAUGGCACCAUCGCGGGUGAUCCUUCUAGGACAAGUCCAUUCGGAGAUGAGCCUACACAUUACUGUGUCAUGUCGGCCAAGAAUGAUCCACGUCGGGUCCAGUCUGAGCUCAUUGAAAGGCGCCUGGAGCUGAUCAAAGAGAAGCAAGCUCAGAACGUGCGUGCGGUGGGAGAGGCAGAGCUCAAGGUGGUGAGAGACACAUCUGGCGACAGAGUACAUCGGCAGCAAUUGGACGACAAGCUGGAAACAUUGCGAAGUCACUCUGAGCAUCUCCAGACGAAGCACGAUCUGCUGGAGAAGAUCUUGCAUGAUCUACAGAAACGACUCGACGAAGACGAUCCUUCGGCCGUACCCGAGCUGGAGACGAGCGAAGAGUUCUUUGAGGCGCACGAGAAUGUGAAGAGACCAGAAGGAGAAGCUAGCCAUCUGGAUACCGCACCCCUGGCAGACUACACCAGUGACUUCAACAAUCGAUUCAUUGUGCACAAUGCCCAGAUCAAGUGGAACAACUCUCUACGGAACAUAAUCCUGAGAUACAUCCAUCAAAACGGUCAGCGACGUGGAUUUGUAUACUACAUGUCUCGAAGGGCAGUCAAGUUCAUUCUGGAGAUUCUCGAAGAAAGAGAAAAGGCGGAGAAGUUCUCAACUCCUAGCCGCCAGAAGUCGAAUGCGACGGCAUACAGCGCCAUUUCACCGGACAUCGACGACGAUGCAGCCGUGCAGGACCGUAUCGAUCAGAUCCUCCGCGAUGGCCGCAAUUUCGUGGAUGCAGACGAACCUCUUGCAGAGAGAUGGGACACCGGCAAGAGUUCCGACGGACCAAACGAUGACAUAUCGAUGGAGUUCACGCCUCUAAAUACUUACCACUUCAGGCUCAUCGCACCUCAAGUGCAGCUGCAAAGCGAAAAGAAUGCCAAAUCUGCAGUGCUCGUUACGGCGAAGGGCAUGCAGCUGAAGGUCGUGCAGAUCAUGGAGAAAGACAAAGUCGACGACGAUGUCAGUGGUCUUGUCCAGCGCCGUUUCAAUGCCGCUGCCGACAGUCUGCAGAUGUUUGUCACGAGCUCCAAGACGUUCUCCACGGAGUACCUCCACUUCUACUCUGCGAAUCGUUACGGUGUCAAGGCCGGUACAUACUGGCCCCCGUGGGUGCCGAUGGAGAUCAUGUUCGAGUAUCAGACGAAUCCGUACGGAUUCAAUCGUGUCGUUCAUCGAACAUCAGCCAGUCUGCGGUACGACAAAUACAAUACUCUUCGACUCAAGUACAACGACGACAUCACCGGAGGCGACCCAAAGACUGCAGAGAGCGCUGAAGAAGCCGAGACUCGCAUGGAUCAUGUCUGGCUCGAAUUCCCUCAUUUCAGAGCCAUCUGCGAUUCUGCCCAGUACUUCGCCAUGUACAUUAUUGUCAUGGACCUACUGCUGUACAACGAGCCACUUGAAAAGACGCGUAGUGAGCGGCUUGAGAAGAUCAUGUUGGCAUCUGACUUCAGCGAUUUGUCUGGCGCGCCGGAGAUGGUUCAGAUGCUGCAGGAACGCAUUCGACAGUUGGAGGAGAUCAAAGUCCACUUCCAGGUCAAUGAGAAGUACUUGGAUCGACAAGGUUGGAAGGAUCGCAUUCAGGUUGAUCAGGAUUUGGCGAGCUGUGAGGAUGAAUUGUUCUUCAUGAUGAAGGCCAUCACCACAUCGCAGCAGCACGCAGAGAAUCCUCGAGGACAAGACGAUCAAGCUGGAAUGUUGCAUUUGAACAUGACUUCGAAGGAGAUUGCGUGGCAUCUUAUUCGUGAGCGGACCGAGCAACAUCACCACGACAAGGGCGAGUCGCUCAUGGAAGUGCAACUCAAGAAUGCUUCGUUCGACCGCACAGACAACUACGAUGGGUCGAACUACAAUAGCAUUGAGAUUGGCCGUAUCAAUGGCUACAAUCUGCUCAGCGAUGCUUUAUAUCCUGAGAUCAUCGCGCCGUUCACGGAUGAAACCAGGGGCGGCCGGAAGCUGGGGAACACCAAGAUGCUGCGUGUGCACUGGCUGAUGCUUGAAGCCAUUGCUGGUAUCCCAGUCGUGGACUACUUUGAGAUCGAUCUCGUUCCAUUGAGGCUGCAAGUCGAGCGAGACGUGGCCAAGAAGUUGUUUGAGUACAUCUUCCCCGGCGUUGGUGGGAAUGCUUUCGAUGGUGGUGGCUUCUCGCCCUUCAUGGUCAAGAACAUGCUACCGACCCAGGAAGAAGAGGACGAGGGCCAACAACCAGAGUCACAAUCCCUGGCCGAGACAGACAGUCAGGAUGCAGAGCUGAAUCACGUCGACAGCAACGGCCCUGGCUCUCUCGAACACAGGCUCAAGCCCACGCUCAACCUGGCAAAGACGAAGAAGAAGAAUGAUCAGAAGGGUCUUGGGAUCUCGAAUGCUGGCCACUCUGGUGGAAUUCACGGAUUUGCCAUCUUCCAGCAUUCGAACAAAUCGCAGCAUGGUCAUAGCGGUCGCUCGUUGGCUUCUCGACAGGCGCUUUCUCAGACGAACUUGACGCCCAUGUCUCGCUCGCCGAGUGAGCGCUCACUCAAUACUCUACGGAGCAGGAACGGCAGCAACGGUGAUCUUGAUCAGAGGUUGAUGACUGGAAGGUCAAACAGCCAUGACAAGAAAAGGAAGAAGGACAAAGACAAGGACAAGGAAGGUCCUUCUGAUGAUCUGACGCAGAUGAUGAACAGAGCAUCGAACUACAUGACGCUGGCGUACGUCAAGAUCCCGAGCAUGGUGCUGUGCCUAUCCUACAAGGGUCAAGGCAAGCGCAAUCUCGAAGACGUGCACGACCUUGUCUUCCGGAUGCCGACAUUGGAGUAUCGCAACAAGACCUGGUCAAACCUCGACUUGGCUCUGCAGCUGAAGAAGGAUAUCAUCCGCGCUCUGAUCAGCCACGCCGGGGCGAUUGUCGGGAACAAGUUCAGCCACCACAAGCCGAGCCGUCAACAGCAGUCUCGGCUGCGCGAGCUGGCAAACAAGAGUACCUUCAUGAGCCCCAACGCCAGCGACUUUGGCCUCCUCCCCGGCCCGCCAGACUGGCAAGUCAAGACCUCCAACAGCUCCGAGACAAGCAGCUUGCAAGAAUCCGGUCGCCCCUCGAGUGCCAGGCCACCCAGCAGCAAUCUGGCCCGGACCAUCAGCUAUUCUACCUCGCCGUCCAACUCCACGCCCGAGAUCAGGAUCUCCGAGGAAGGCGAGCACUUGAAUGGGAAUGGCGACGUCUUGCAGCCAGCUUCGUACAGCCAACUGUCUACACCACAGUCGACGCCGAGACCGCGUCCUCGUCCGUUGGCGACUGUCGGCAAUAAUGAGGUCAGCACGGCGGCGAGGCGUCAGCGGAAGAUAACGAGGAUACGAAGCGGAAGAGCAAGCUGCUGCUCGGACCGCAGAAGUUACUCGGUCGGCUGA